Cyprinus carpio (common carp) is the source of this 1648-nucleotide messenger RNA. Its product is annotated as aldo-keto reductase family 1 member B1-like. Gene Ontology annotation, cellular component: cytosol. Gene Ontology annotation, molecular function: aldose reductase (NADPH) activity. The record is from RefSeq and is a predicted model, not a curated record. NCBI's taxonomy places the organism in Eukaryota, Metazoa, Chordata, Actinopteri, Cypriniformes, Cyprinidae.
UUACGUGUUCAGUGACGUCAGCUUACGUCGCUGCUCGCUACGUCGUUCAGACCAGAGCUAUCGAUCCAGAGCUGCACCUGUUUGAACUCCUUCACCACCUCCUCUGCUUUGGAACUGUUAUGUUGAAAUAGCUCGUGCUUAAUCUCUCUUUCACCAUGGCAACCUCUGUGAAGCUCAAUACCGGGGCAGAUAUGCCCAUCGUCGGACUGGGCACGUGGAAGUCUCCUCCAGGUAAAGUGGCAGAGGCUGUUAAGGCAGCCAUCGCUGCGGGGUACAGACACAUCGAUGGUGCCGCGGUGUACAACAAUGAAACGGAGGUCGGAGAGGGAAUCCAGGCCAUGAUCAAAGAUGGUGUGGUUAAAAGAGAAGAACUCUUUGUGGUCAGCAAGCUCUGGUGCACCUUUCACGAGAAGGCCUUAGUGAAAGGAGCUUGUCAGAAGACUUUAAGUGACCUGAAGCUGGACUACCUUGAUCUUUACCUGGUUCACUGGCCAAUGGGCUUUAAACCUGGGCCUGAUCAGUUCCCAUUGGACAGUGAAGGGUUAGCCAUCGGUGAUGACACCAAUUUCUUGGACACCUGGGAGGCCAUGGAAGAGUUAGUGGAUGCUGGGUUGGUCAAGUCCAUUGGCAUCUCCAACUUUAAUCGAGAACAAAUCGAAGCCAUCCUGAAUAAACCAGGACUCAAGUACAAACCUGCCAACAAUCAGAUUGAGUGCCACCCCUAUCUGACUCAGGAGAAGCUGAUUAGCUACUGUCAGACCAAAGGCAUUACAGUCACUGCAUACAGUCCUCUGGGUUCUCCAGACAGACCUUGGGCUAAACCUGAAGAUCCCUCACUGCUUGAUGACCCAAACAUCAAGGCCAUUGCAGAGAAGCACAAAAAGACUUCUGCCCAGGUCCUCAUCCGCUUCCACAUUCAGAGGAAUGUGAUCGUCAUCCCUAAGUCCGUCACACCUCAGCGUAUUCAAGAGAACUUUCAAGUCUUUGAUUUUGAAUUGAGUGAGGAGGACAUGAAGACCAUUUUGGGCUUCAACAAGGACUUCAGGGCUUGUCCAAUGCAUUGGGGUUUGAAGCACAAGGACUACCCGUUUAAUACUGAGUAUUAAAAAGAAGACAUCUCGAAAAAUGCUUGUUCCCAGAAUUGUUGUUUUUGGCAUUGAUCAAAGUGAAAAUGCUCUUCAUUUUUAAGUUAUGAAUCAGUUACUGAGAAACGUCCUGCAACUGAUAUGUGACUUGCUGGUUUUGAAUUUAAAGCAAGUCUUAUUACAGCAGCAGCUAAAAUUCUAAUUAAUCUUCUUUUUUUUUUUGCCCAUAAACAUGGAAGUAUUUGUUAAUUCUUUGACCGUUUCAAGCUGUUACUUCUUCGGUGCAAAUGUGAAAAGGCUUGCAUUAAAUGUGACAAAACAACACAAUUAAUCAUAAAAAGUCUUUGAGAAACAUAUGCACUAGUAACAUUUUAUUUGAACAAUGUCACAUACUUUGCACAGUUAGGCAAAUAACAUGAGAAAUUGUUGGUCCUGACACACACACACAAACUCCUUAUUUUCAUAAUAUAAGAACAGAAGCACUUCCAGUUCGCAAGAGCAGCUCAUGUUUAGUAUUUUGAUGUAUGCUUUAAAAAUCAAAAUAAAGCUAUGUGUCAAACAGC